UGCCACUUUAACAGGCCCCGGGGUCAUGUGAGCGGAAGUGGUGGCCGGUUCCUGCCGUGAGGGUUUGCUUCCGCCUUGUGGCCCUGGUGUCUGUUAGGGGCGGAAAGUGAGGCCCGGGAUGAGGUCGGAGCUAGCCUGGAUGAGCCGUGGGUGAGGUCCCGGAUGACGUGUCCACGCAUGAGCCCCUGAGGACUUUCCCCAACCCGUCCAAGGAUGAGCAAGCCGUGGGGCUUGCCGAAUGGUGACCUGGAGCAGAGCCUUCCUGCCAUUGCUUCCUCACUCUCGUACAGCCAGGGCUUCUCGCCCCACCACUACUUCUCCCCGGAAAGGCGAAGGAUCAUUUCAGAUGUCCGGCGGACCUUUUGCCUCUUUGUGACCUUCGACCUCCUUUUCAUCUCACUUCUCUGGAUAAUCGAGCUGAACACCUCCAAAGGCAUCCAGUAUAAUUUGAAAGAAGAAAUUAUCAACUACAACUAUAAAUCAUCUUUUUUUGACAUCUUUCUCUUAGCUGUUUUCCGGUUCUCACUGCUGCUUCUGGGAUAUGCCAUUCUACGGCUCCGGCACUGGUGGAUUAUUGCGGUCUCAACCUUGGUGUCCAGCGCCUUCCUGAUAGUGAAAGUCAUCCUCUCAGACCUCCUGGCCAAAGGUGCCUUCGGUUAUCUCCUGCCCAUUGUCUCAUUUGUCCUUGCCUGGCUGGAAACAUGGUUUUUGGACUUCAAAGUUCUACCUCAGGAGGCCGAGGAAGAGCAGUGGUACUUGGCGGCUCAGGCUGCUGUGGCCCGUGGCCCGCUUCUCUACUCCGGAGCGCUUUCCGACGGCCAGUUCUAUUCCCCUCCAGAAUCUGCUGCAGGAUCAGAUGACUCCGACGAUGAGCUGUUGGGAAAGAGGGCACUCACGGAUGAGGAGAGGGAGUACGUCCGGCAAGGCAAGAUUGCCAUGGAAGGGUUGGAUCAGAUCUUAGCUCAAGAGGAGAACUGGACCUUUGAGAAAUGCAGCGACUUUGGCGACACAGUUCACUGCCUUGAGAUGCCGUUCUAUGGCAAGGUUUUCAUCCUCAAGGCUGUCCUGCAGUGUCCUGCUGAGAUUAUCUACCAGGAGAUGAUUCUGCAGCCCGAGAAGAUGGUCCUGUGGAAUAAAACCUUGUUAACGUGCCAGAUCUUGCAACGAGUCGAUGACAACACGACAAUAUCCUACGAUGUGGCUGCAGGCGCCGCUGGCGGUGUUGUAUCGCCCAGGGACUUUGUCAACGUGCGUCGGAUUGAGAGAAGGAGAGACCGCUACAUUUCAGCAGGGAUGUCAACAGUUCAUAUUUUGCGCCCGCCGACUUCAAAAUACGUCAGGGCAGAGAACGGGCCAGGGGGGUUUGUGGCCUUGAAAUGUCCCACGAAUUCGAAUCUCUGCACCUUGAUCUGGGUACUCAAUGCGGACCUCAAGGGCCGCCUUCCCCGAUACCUCAUCAACCAAAGCUUGGGUGCCACCAUGACAGAGUUCAUGUUCCACUUGCGCAAGCGGGUUAUGGAGGUCGCAGCAAAGUCUUAAGUUCUGGAGAUUCUGUGCUCUGGAGUCACCUCUGGAGGGUUCUCAGUGCCCGCGGGGGCUGAAGAACUGGAGUCCCUUUUUUUCCUAGCAGACAGCAGCGAUCCUGUCUUAACUGCUGUCUGUCAGCAAAGGGCCUGCAGUCUUUUUGAAAUAAAGGCCCGGGACGAUGAUCCAACGACGAAGCUGAAGUGAGGCCACAGUCGGUCUCAACAAGAGCAAAUCGGAGAGACGUGCUGCAGUGUCUUCCUCGAAUGAUCAAAGUUCGCGUUGGCGCCGGAUGCUGAGCCACUUUCUGGGUUUCAGCUGUGCCAAAUCCCUUCAUUAUCAUGCUUCCAACGUCUGAGUGCUUUACCUGCAUAACUCUUGGUUUUCCUUUCCCUGGUCGUGAUCAUUUUGGUUUCUGAUGGUUGUGUGCCCAGAAACUUUUUCAAGAUGCCUUUUGUAGGAGAGUUGAACAGCCUGGCAGGUCCAGCGGGGAGUUUGGGGGGGGGGGGGGGGGGGGAUGCAGCGGUUGAAGCCAGAGACUUUUCUAGCGUGCUGCUAAGUCCAGAACCUAACGUUGCCUUCCCUCCUGAAAUUCUGGGAACAGUCUGGAGAGACAACUGUCAGGGUUCCUGCGCUCUGGUUUCUCAUCUGUAUGCAAAAGUACACAUCAAGUACACGUAACUUUUCUAUUGAUCAUGUCUCUGUGCUUGUUCCCCCUUGCCUGGCUUCCCGCAUCUCCCUUCAGCUACACGCAUCAACGCCCACAUUUCCCAGUCAAAAUCGACCCAUUCCACAUUGGCUGGCAGCUUUUGAGUCUGUCUUCCGCUCUCUUCCAAUCCUUGAGUCCUGCAGUCUGUUUAUGUCCCCAAAAAGCUUAGGAUAGUGGUAGAGGAACUUGGCACCUUUCUCUAUAGUGAUGCAGUGAGGUUGUUGUGAGUGUAAUGCAGCCUUGGACUUUUCGUCCAGUUGGUAAUCCUGUCAUGCGUAGUUCUGUUCUCCCUGGCAGAAGAUGUCUUUACUGUAGCAGCUCAGGCCUGUCGACAGGAAAGUAACCCCCCCCCCAAAAAAAACCUGAAGUUGCCUUUCUGUGUGAAUGCAUCUGCUGAUUUUUAAAAAAUAAUAAUAAUGCCCCCACUUCUCAAGCUGUGAACUUUACAUCAAAACUCAGGUCUCCGAAUUUGCAAAGGUAGGAGAAGGGAUUGUGGCUAGCAGGUAGUUGGAAUGGAAUUGACAUUUCAGAUACUGUAAAGCGGGGGUGGCCAACCUAUGGUGCUUCAGAUGUCCAUGGACUACAAUUCCCAUCAGCCCCUGCCAGCAUCCUGAUGGGAAUUGUAGUCCAUGAACAUCUGGAGCACCAUAGGUUGACCACCCCUGUCUGGUCUACAAGGCUAGGUGUUGGGAUUGGGGGCUGUGUGUGUGUGGAGAAAUGAAGACUGAUAUUAAAAUGUAAGUGCAAUAUAGUAGCGACGUGACUGAUUUCCUUGAUUGAGGUGUGGGCAAAGGCAGAAUUUGGAUGGCAGGAAAGUUACAUGUCGAAGGCUGGCUUGGACGUCCAACUGAAGAAUGCUUAUCUGGCCCUAGGGUUGCUUGCAACUGAGGACCGUACCAGGCGCACGUGGCUUUUCCCAUAACGUGGGCAGCAGAAACUGCAGUGAGGGCAUUCUUCCUUUUCGUCUGCCAAGGGAUAAAUGUACCCCCAAGUGGGAGCCAUUCUGCUGAGCCUGGCCUUUAGGAGUGGGACUUCAUAGCACCCUGUCUCCAAUUCCGGUCAACCCAGGCACCCAAAAGCACGCCUUUUGAAAUUCUGAUUGCUCCCAUGAUCCUCCAGUGCCAAUGCUUUGGAAGAAGUGGUAGGGAGUUGUGUUGGGGUUCAAUUGGAAUUUGAGUCUCACAGGAGGCCAGUGAUGUGCACUGAUGGUUCACUGGAGGCCUUUCAGUGCCAGCUGAGGGGGGGACAGCUAGGAUGAGCAUUCAGCACUGGAUUUGAGCCGCAUGACUUCCUCCAGAGCCGGGCAUCUCACUUGUCUGCCCAAUGUCAACGCCCAGCCUCGUUUUCAAAAGCCAUCCUCUCGGGCUCUGUCUGCUCAUUUCCCUGUGAAUGAAUCUUAUUUAGUGCAUCUUGUGCAUCGGGUGGAUCUUUCAACAGUCCCAUGUCUUUGGUUCAGAGGGCGGAGCUUGCAAGACAUCACUGCUGCAGAGGUUCUACACUACAGACUUGAUGUUGGAUCUCCAGAGAUGACAGUGAGGGGCAGAUCUCUAGGGGUGUCUGUGCUUUUGGCUGGGGAGAUUGACAGGAAGUCACCCCUUUUCUGAGAGAAGCCAUUUUUAAAACAUAUAUAAAUCUGCUGUCCCCCUUUGAAGCGCCUUGGAGGUUUUAUCCAAAGCUGGUCCCCAUGUGGGACUGCAGAAAGGGGGGGGCUGCAAACUUGGUGGGAUUAAGAAACUGUUUUGUGGAUUUGUUGAUCUGUGAAGUGGAAGGUGGAAGUAACUUUAACAAAAACGAAAUCCGCUUUGAAUAACACGUUUGCCUUCUGCCUUGAGUCUCUGUAACUUGAACCAAUAAAAACUAACCAGAAAAGAAA
This is a messenger RNA of Sphaerodactylus townsendi, 4106 nucleotides long. RefSeq names its product StAR related lipid transfer domain containing 3 (gene STARD3). The transcript has 15 exons. Bases 214 to 1539 code for a protein of 441 amino acids. The record is from RefSeq and is a predicted model, not a curated record. NCBI's taxonomy places the organism in Eukaryota, Metazoa, Chordata, Lepidosauria, Squamata, Sphaerodactylidae. Gene Ontology annotation, molecular function: lipid binding.